AUGACAACCCGCAGUCAGGCUGAAAUUGAAAAAACGUUGAAGGAUCAUACAACUUCAUUGCUUAAAUUUGACGCUUUCGUUGAAAAAACAGAGCAUACCUUCUCUGACAUCAAGAAAUUGUUGGAGAAAUUAACGAAUCAUACCAAUUCCAAUGAUACUGGCACUUCAACUAAUCAAGAAAUGAUCAGUAAGUCUACUGAUAGGUUGUUCAGGCUGGGGAAGAUUGAAUUUCCCAAAUUCAAUGGCACAGAAGAUGUAGAAGACUGGGUGUGCAGUUGUGAACACUUCUUUGAUGUGGACGAGACUCCUGAGGAUUAUAAGGUACGAUAUGCUGUUAUUAAUUUGGAGGGAAGGGCAAUGAAAUGGCAUAAUAAUUUUGCAAAAACAAGAGCAAUAGCUGGUGUAACAUGGGCAGAAUAUGCUAGAACUAUAACUGACCGUUUUUCUACACAAAUGUUCAAAGAUGCAAUGAGAAUAUUGUCUUCUACAGUGCAAAGUGGGGAAUUAGAAGAUUAUUGUGAUGAAUUUGAUGAAAAUUUACUAAGAGUCACAAUUGCUGAGGAAUAUGCAAUUAGCUUGUUCAUUAAGGGUUUGAAACCUGAAUUGGGAGGUCCUGUGAGUAUGUUUGAUCCCAAGACCAUGAAGGAGGCUUAUAUGUUGGCUAAAAAACAGAAGGUUGCUAAUGAUAAAAUCAAGAAUCAAUUCACAUCUAAAACUGUAGCUACUUCUAAACCCAUGUAUCUUAACCCUAAACCCGUUUCACAGUUUAAACCACCGUUGUUUGUGCUAGAAGUUGUGGGUGAGGAUGAUGAAAUACAGCAGGAAUCACUUGAUGAGUCUGCUGUUAAUCUGGUUCAAGAAUCAGUGGUUGAUACUACUUUGCCUGAUCCUCUUAUUUCCAUCCAUGCCUUAACCGGUAUUCCUUCUUUUUCUACCAUGCAAGUAGUAGGAAAUCUAGGUACUAAACCCUUACAAAUCUUGAUAGACUCGGGUUCCACUCAUAACUUCAUAGACGAAAAAUUAGCUGUUAAGUUGAAUUGUGUUAUGAAGGACAUUGAGGGUAUGAAGGUAGGGGUAGCUAAUGGGUCUCAAUUGAUGUGUGCCAAGGUCUGUCAAGGGUUUCAGUGGCAAAUGCAGGGCCUAUGGAUGAAGGCUGAUGUCUUAGUCUUACCAUUGGCUUGUUAUGACAUGGUACUAGGGGUACAAUGGUUGCCUUCAUUAGGGGAUAUUGUGUGGAACUUCCAAGACCUUACUAUGCAGUUUAAAGUGGAUGAUAAGGUUUAUCAGCUGAAAGGAAGUAAAACAAACAGGGUGUCAUUGUGUUCUAAUGAGUUGAUGGGUCAUUUGUUGUCAACACAAUGCAAGCAAGUGGUUCAGUCUCAGUUAUUCAGUCUUCAAAAAGAGGAACUGAAGGAUCAGUUUCAACACAAGACUGUAAUUUCUAAGGAGGUGACUAACAGUGCUAUUGAAGCUUUAUUACAAGAAUAUGAGGAUGUCUUUGCUACUCCUAACAAUUUACCACCCUCUAGAGCAUAUGACCAUAGAAUCAUUCUUAAAGAUGAGUCUAUGGUUAUUAAUCAAAAGCCCUAUAGAUAUCAGGCUGCCCAAAAGGAUGUAAUUGAAAAGAUGACCAAAGAACUGCUGGAUACGGGGGUUAUACGGGGUAGUUCCAGCCCUUUUGCAGCUCCUGUGGUGUUAGUAAAGAAAAAAGAUGGGUCGUGGCGAAUGUGCAUAGACUAUAGGAAACUUAAUGAUGCAACGGUAAAAAAUGGCUAUCCAAUUCCUUUGAUUGAAGAGUUACUGGAUGAGUUGGGGGGGGGCUGCCAUAUUUUCCAAAUUGGAUUUGAGGUCUGGAUACCAUCAAAUCCGAAUGUUCCCUGA
This is a messenger RNA of Helianthus annuus (common sunflower), 1881 nucleotides long. RefSeq lists its product as uncharacterized. Bases 1 to 1881 code for a protein of 626 amino acids. The record is from RefSeq and is a predicted model, not a curated record. The transcript has 2 exons. NCBI's taxonomy places the organism in Eukaryota, Viridiplantae, Streptophyta, Magnoliopsida, Asterales, Asteraceae.